Molecule: messenger RNA, 4101 nt
Organism: Erinaceus europaeus (western European hedgehog)
Lineage: Eukaryota; Metazoa; Chordata; Mammalia; Eulipotyphla; Erinaceidae
Gene: ACER3
Product: alkaline ceramidase 3
Exons: 11
Coding region: 67-870 (267 amino acids)
Biological process (GO): ceramide metabolic process; phytosphingosine biosynthetic process
Cellular component (GO): endoplasmic reticulum membrane
Source: RefSeq, a predicted model, not a curated record
GCUUGAGCUGCCUGGAGUGGCCGGGGGGAGGGUGGGCUGAGGGCCUCGGAAGCUGCAACAGUGGCGAUGGCUCCAGCCUUGGACCGCGAGGGAUACUGGGGCUCCACGACCUCGACGCUGGACUGGUGCGAGGAAAACUACGUGGUGACCCCGUAUAUAGCCGAGUUCUGGAAUACAGUUAGCAACCUGAUUAUGAUCGUACCUCCAAUCUUUGGUGCAAUUCAGAGUGUUAGAGAUGGACUUGAAAAACGAUAUAUUGCUGCUUAUUUAGCACUCACAGUGGUAGGACUGGGAUCCUGGUGCUUCCACAUGACUCUGAAAUAUGAAAUGCAGCUAUUGGAUGAACUCCCAAUGAUUUAUAGCUGUUGUAUAUUUGUGUACUGCACGUUUGAAUGUUUCAAGGUCAAGAACUCAGUAAACUACCAUCUGAUUUUCAUUUUAAUUUUGUUUAGCUUAAUAGUAACCACAGUUUACCUUAAGGUAAAGGAGCCUAUAUUCCACCAGGUCAUGUAUGGAGUGUUAGUCUUCACAUUAAUAGUUCGAUCUAUUUAUAUUGUUACAUGGGUUUACCCUUGGCUUAGAGGACUGGGCUAUACCUCCCUGGGCAUAUUUCUAUUGGGAUUUGUAUUAUGGAAUGUAGAUAACAUCAUUUGUGAUUCACUGAGGAACUUUCGAAAGAAGGUGCCACCUGUCAUAGGCAUCACCUCACAGUUUCAUGCAUGGUGGCAUAUUCUAACUGGCCUUGGCUCUUAUCUUCACAUCCUUUUCAGUAUAUAUACAAGAACACUUUACCUGAGAUACAGGCCAAAAGUGAAGUUUCUCUUUGGAAUCUGGCCAGUGAUCCUCUUUGAACCUCUAAGGAACCACUGAUGAAUUAUUUCACCAAGGCAACAAAAAGCACCUACCAUAGGCCUGACCAAAUGAAUAAGGAUACACUUACAGAUCUACACAUUCAAACAUAUCAUCAUCAUCAUCGCAGCAAAGGAGUCACUGUUUCUGACUAAUGCUGCCAGCCACAGAGAGAUUAAAGAAUGAGGCUUGUUGGGUGUUUAGCUCGUGUCUUUAACUCAUUUGUUCUCUUCAACCUCACUUUCACCCCAAGUUGUUUGUUUGUCUAUUUUUUUAAGCAAACAUGCUAUGUAUGUAUAUAUUGCAAAUGCUGGGAAAUUGGGGUUUUUCUUACCAUGUUAAUAGUUUGUGCUGAUCAUAGGAAAUUAACCUUCAUCUCUCUUUUGAUCACAUUUGUAUGUGAAUUAUUCUUUUGUUAGUAUUUAAGUGGUGGGAACAGUCAGCUGAGAACUAGUAAAAACCCCUACCAGGUGGCUAGCUGAGAGUGCCCAAAUAGCUGUGUCAGCAUCUAUUGUUAUCAUAUUAACUUUAUGGAUGGAUGUCCUGGAUAAAAAAGCUGUCUUAUGUUUGGGAACUGUUCUGCCUUUGAGCUAAUUGGGGUGUCAUAAACUAACUCAGACCUGCCACUGGGUUCUUUAGUUGCCACUGAUAGGCAGGGAGCUCUGGGGUAUUUGGCCACAGCCAAUCAGAGUGGAAAACUUGUGGGAAACUCUCUGAGGUCCAUGCAGGUCCCUGUAGGCUGUUGUCCCUCCAGGGUGGUUGCUCUGUUUCCUUUGACCUUUACAUAUCUUUAAGUUGUCAUUGCUUUCAUGGCUAGGUGAACAUAAAUAGUAGUCUAACCUACCCAUAUUCCAUCCUGCUAUUAUAAUUUAUUUGAAGUUAUCAGUGAGUGUCAUUACAUAUGCUCUGACUUUUAAAAGUACACAGUUAUUUUGUAGUUUUCAGAGAUACUAUAAAUGGAUAUGCCAAGGGAAAUGUGUCAGCUUAACUAGAAUUAAAAUGAUUAGAAACCUGUUUGUAUAGAGUUUAGAAUAACUAUGCCUUCAUUUUUAAAAGUAAUAAAUAGAAGGGGAGAUAGUAACUCUAACAUACUUGAACUUACAACAGAACUCUCCAAAAUUAAAGUGCUGAGAAAUGGUAAUGACAUCUCAUCAUAAGGCAGCUAGUUCUAAUUUGGAUGUGAAGGUAUGACUAAUGGAAUCGUUUUCCAAAGGUAAAUUGUACCUGGGGUAAAAUCCUGAUCUGACCCACCUGUCACCAUAUAUGUAGCUGUAUACCAUGUAGCAUUUUUUUUUUAACUUUUUCCUCCUUUUAUAUGCUACUAUAAAAUUCAAAUUGUGUUUACCAUAUGGAGAUAUUACCUCAGAUUAAAUCCUGAGUUACAGCUUCAAGAGGAAGUUUUUCAUGUGAAGAUAUACAGUACUUAGGUCAUUUUCCCAGUAUUCAGUGUAUUGCCUUGGUAAAAAUUUAAAACUAUUUCAAAAAAGUGAUUGCUAAGUGAGCAAAGUAUAUAUUUCAGAUUUUAUUGUUUUACUUCUCCUAAUGGUUUUAGCUUUAGGGAAAGUACUAUUUUCCUUUCUUUAACAUGCCAACAUCCAAAUAAGCUUCCAUGUAGUUUACUUCUGAUACUCCAGCAAGAAAAAUAGUUGUCAAAAUAGAAAUCUUGAAAAACUUUUGUUGUGUAUCAGGACAGUAUGAAAUUAAAGAAUUCCAGCACUCAGCCUGUAAGACCAGUCUUUCUUUUGCCACAAGAUUCUGACUUCUGGCCAUAUUUAUGUUCAGCUACCUAGACUACUAGCUAUCUGCCAUUUUUUUAAUGAGUUCACUUGAUCUACACCACUCUCUGUAUAUAGAAACAAAGGCACAUCCUUCAUGAUAAUGCUGCUAAUUAUCAUUAGAUUGAGGCUCUGUGGUUCUAAAGCCAGGUUAGGGUUGGAGAGCACACUCUGGCCCCAUGCUUUCUCAGAGCACUUUGUUAAGUGAGUGACUCAAUUACUACCCUUGUUGAACAGAAUCGUCCAGCACCUCCUUGGGAGAAACAUCUAUACACUGGUUGACCUGUCACACUGGCUGGUUUCUCACAGACCAUAGUUUCUAUCUUGAAAACUCAGAACACAAGUUAUUUUUAACUGUUAGCAGAAAGCAGAGACUAAAUUCAGGCUCUUUAAUUUCCCUGGUUAGUUUGUUCCUUACUCAUGGUUCACUUUAAGGCUCUGAGUAACACAUUCAGGCUGUAUACUUGUGCCAUAUCAAAUAUCUAAGUAUUUUAAAAAUUACUGCUAACAUUGAUGGUGUUGCUAAAUUGUCUCUAUUUCAUUGGCUUUAAUGUCUUUCCUUCUAGGUACUGUGGUGAGCGUUACAUGCUUUUAACAUUACUACCCUCCUUGUUCUCUUUAUUUUCUUGGAAAUCUUCCUAUUAACUAGAGUAUACCAAACCAAAAAAAAAAAAUCUGUAAGAAAAUAGUAUUUUCUGAGGAAGUAGAAGAAUCUAUUCUUUUACUUGCACAUUUUAAUAUCCUUUCUAGGCUGCCAUUUUCACCCAGGGAUAUUGAAAAUUAUUAGACUAUAUUUUUAAAGGAAGAUACUGUGAAUGGUGGUUGUGGGGCUUUAUGGGUAUGUAGGUUGUAUCUUCACUUGGUGCUUUUGUGAAGCAUUGCUUUAACCUAAAGAGAUCUCUUUUAUCUUUUUACUAUUAUGUAAAUUGAUCAUUAACAGGAGAAACAUCCAUUUUUGAAAAAUCUACAGAUGAGAACCCCCAAUAGUGAUGUUUAGUUUAGCAGAAUUAGAUCAAAUAUUAAGAUCUAACCAUAAUGCAAAAUUUCUAGGAUAUGUUGAUCUGGUCUUCCCCUACACGAAGAGGGUUUUUCCUAUGCUAAGUACAAGAGCUGUGCAUCAAGAAACAUUAAAGGGACCAAAAGUUUCAGGUAUGCAAUUUAUGAAAAGUCUUUAAAUGCUUAAAAAAGUUUGUGCUAUGUUUUAAUGCCAUCACCUUCAGAAUUUGGCCAAUGCUCCUUAAAGUGUGUAACAAAUUGUUGAUGGUUUUCUUAUAAGUCCUGUAAAUUUUCUUUUACUUCGCUCUUGAAAAAAAAAAGAUUUGUUAGUCAUUUUGGCAGAUUUAGUUCUCAGUUCCAUCUUUCCAUGACAGGAGGAAUUCUUUCAGUCCUGCAUUUACUACUAGAUAAACAAGUUUUAAAACUAAUGUUUUAAAGAAAACCAGCUAUAAGAUUGGAAUUUACAAUAAUAUGGCUUUUU